This is a messenger RNA of Tetrahymena thermophila SB210, 2682 nucleotides long. RefSeq lists its product as hypothetical. The record is from RefSeq and is a predicted model, not a curated record. The transcript has 11 exons. NCBI's taxonomy places the organism in Eukaryota, Ciliophora, Oligohymenophorea, Hymenostomatida, Tetrahymenidae. Gene Ontology annotation, cellular component: cilium. Gene Ontology annotation, biological process: cilium movement; cilium assembly.
AUGGAGGAAACCAUUCCACUAGAAAUUCCAAAUACUUUACUUUAAAAGGCAAAAAUUUUAAACAAAGACACCAUCGGAUCCAAAUAUGAUUUCAUUAAGUAUUAGGGAAACUCGUUUAUUUAGGUAGAGCCUCCUUCAGCUAAGUUUAUGGGAUAUGAAAUUAAUAAAUUGAAUACAAUAAAAGUUAAAGUUAUCAAUAAGGCUACUAUUCCUUAAAGAAUUCAUGUUUUGCCUUUAGAGUCAAAUAAUUUUACUAUAAAAAUGAAUAAAAAGGGAUUACUUCCUACAGGUAUGAGCGAAGAAAUUUAAAUAUCUUUCAAACCUACAGAGUACAAAUACUUCUAUGACACUAUAAGAAUAAACACUGAAACAGAAAAUGUCAUAAUACCCAUUCAUGCAUAUCCUGUUCUUGAUAGAGAUAAUCUUAGAAAUGUCUUUCCAAGACUUAUUGACUUCGGAACCAUUCUAAUAGGAGAAACUAAUACAAUUUCUAACUUUCUUGUCUGUAAAAUACCGAUCAACUUUGAAUUUGAGUUUAUUUUUUAAAAAGACCAUCCUGAUAUGAAAAUCAUUCCUAUGAAAGGGAUCAUCCCAGGUAAUGGAUAAGUAGAGAUUGAUAUAUAAUAUACACCUUCUACAAAUACAACUAUCAUUUGUGAGGCAGAACUAAGAAUAUCGUAAUUUGAUUUUGAACCAUUGAAAAUUAGACUGAUGGGUUCAGGAAGGUAUGAAGAUCCUGCAUAAAAUAAGAAAACAAAAAUGUAAUCUCUUUAAGGAGGGAAUAGUAAACGUCCCCUUUCUAAUACAAAGCUUAAAAAAUUAGAAAAAUCUUUGAAUAACUCUUAAUUAGAUCAAGGAAUUUAAUAAUUUGGAAGUCCUUAAGUGACUUUAUCUGUUGGAAAUGAAAAUUUAUUGUUAGGUUCCAAAAAGCAAAGCAAUCUAGACAUAUAAAAUGAGUUUGGCAACUAAGUGAAAUAAGUUUUAGAUGAAAAUAAUGCCAACUUAUAAAGGAUAUAAUCUAAAUUUAAAAACUCUAAUUUAGGAAAUACACAAAAUGCUGUUCCAGAUGAUAAAUUAAAUUCUUCUAUAAAAUCUAUGAACAGUGAAAGAAAUUUCAAAGUUAGAAAUAUAAAUUCUGGGUCAGUAAAGAAUCGUGUAAAAAUAACAGUUCCAGAACAAGACUAUGAUCAGAAUAGUAUUUCUGGAAAUUAAAAUAUUCGUAGCUAAUAAGAAAGGGAAUUCAUUGAAAAGUGCAAUGCUGUUUCUUUGAUGGAUAAGAAUAAGGAUAUUAAAUUUUUCUAGUGUAUUGGUGAUGAGAUUAUCACAGAAGAAGAAGUAUAAAAUAUAUUGACUGAAAGAAAGAACUACCAUUAGUCAAAAUUAGAUAACAUAUAAGAUGAAGGAGUUCAUAGAUAUAGCAAGAAAAUUAAUUCGGAUCAUGUCAUGCUUGGACAGAGAAACUAGGAAUUAUAAAUGUCAAAUACAUGGGAUACUGAUAAAAAUGACAAUUUAAAAUUGAGAAAAAUUAUUUUGAAAAGAUUUAUGAAUGCAGGAACCAAAAUUAUUUUAAAAAUGAGAAUGGAAAACAGACUUAUAAAACUGAAAAAUCUCCUUUGCGAUUGUUAAACCAAAGAAGAUGUCAAAAAGUUAGUUUAACUUGACUGGUAGAAGGCAGAAUAUGCAGGUGUUGGAAAAAAGGAGUUUGUAGCUUUCGAGUUUAGUUUUUCAGAUGAUGAUGUUAGUACUACACUUUUCCCAAUUUAAUACGAUGCUUCUAAUUUAAAAUACGAUCAUACUUUCGAAAUUAAUCCUCGUAAAGAUUUUAAUGACCUCGACCUUCAUGAAUACGAAGUUCUACCUCGAAACGAAGUUGAAGCAAUGCGUUAUACAAACUUCGAAAGACUUAUAUGCUCUCAUUACACCCCAAUAGAAACAGAAAGAGUUUACAGAACUGGAGCAGAAUGGGAAUACUCAAAGCAAGGAAAAACAGGAGCUUUUAAAGAGAUUAGUUCUGUUUAGGGUUUAAUAGAGUGCAUGCCAAAGACUUUCUUAAAGCCAUUAGAAUUACCAAAUCAUUUAUUUAUAACAUCCCAUGACACUCUAAGACCUUAUAUCAACUAUAAUCAAUUCAACGAAGUAGAUUCAGAGUACUAUCUCUAGCCUGAAUAUAUGGAAAUAUAAGAUAAUUUAGAUCCAAAAAUAAAUAAUGAUUAUUAUGCUUUGAAAAAUGAAUUUUUAGGAAAAACACCUGGCCUUUCAUCUAGAUUUGCUCUUCAUUCUAUAUAUUCUGAAACAAUCAGAUACCUUCCCAAAUAGCUUUAGCUUCCUAGAGAUUGUGCCAAUAUUAAUAAAAUUGAAAAUGCUUGUCCAUCAAAAGUCAAAGAGCUAGAAUAUGAUGAUAAUCUUACAGAUGAUGACAGUGAUGGUGAAGAGCCUCCAGUUGUAUAAAUUUAAAAUGUAGACGAUUUCUUAAAACAACUUGAAGAUAAAGAUGGUUAAAUCACACAAAUAAGAGAUAAAAAUAAGGAAAGACUUCCAUUUGAUGAAUACGAAGAUAUUAAUAAAACUGUAAAUACAAACUUAAAAUUAGAAAAAUAAUAUUGGAUAAGUACCAUUCCUACCAGAACAGAUCACUAUAAUAAAUUUAUUAACAACUCAGAAAAUAAAUUAAUAAUUUUAUGA